CUCUAGCGAUUGUUGACUGUCAUCGUUGCUCUCGCGAAUUCGCGAUCAUUCGCAUUUCGCGAUGUGUCGCGAUGAGCAUUCCUGUUAAAAGUUGUUAUUUACGUACCUUGGAAGGAAUUCCGACGAAUGUUUAUCUGCCGGACAAUACACCAAUUUUCGUAGGACGCUCGCCAGAAACCGGCAUCACAGACGUGAAAUGCUCGCGACAACAAGUUCGACUAUGUGCAAAUUAUACGGAGGCUAUCGUCACAAUUCAACAAAUCGGUCCACAUGCCUGUGGUUUUAAUGGCUUUAAAACUCAGAAGGAUGUGAAAUUUGUAGCCAAACAUAAUGAUCGCUUGGAGUUGCUCUAUGGCAAGCAUGUUUUCGAAAUAGAGUUCAAUCCACCUCCAAGUGUGAAUAACUUUGCGUUGAGGAAGAGAUUAUAUGAAUCAGAAACAAAAGAAACUGAAGGCAAAACGAAAAUGUUGAAGUCAGAUGAUUGCUCUGAUAAUCAUUCGGAAGAAUCUGAGAAUGACAGAGAAGAAGAAAGGUCACCUUCGAAUGGUAUAUAUAUCAAUCAGAAAACAUUCAGCACUGAUUCUAGCACAUCCUCUGAGCAGAGCACUGAAAGCUCAAAUACAUCUGCAAAGUGGGACA
Messenger RNA from Atta colombica, 639 nucleotides. RefSeq names its product aprataxin-like. Gene Ontology annotation, molecular function: protein binding. The transcript is spliced from 2 exons. Lineage: Eukaryota; Metazoa; Arthropoda; Insecta; Hymenoptera; Formicidae. The record is from RefSeq and is a predicted model, not a curated record. The annotation marks the transcript as partial.